Molecule: messenger RNA, 552 nt
Organism: Trypanosoma grayi
Lineage: Eukaryota; Euglenozoa; Kinetoplastea; Trypanosomatida; Trypanosomatidae
Exons: 1
Coding region: 1-552 (183 amino acids)
Source: RefSeq, a predicted model, not a curated record
AUGAAGGACCGAACGGCAGCCGCAUUAACAGAAGAUGCGCGGACAGCAGUGAAGACAACCCGUGGCCGCCCGCCUAAACACCAACAGGUAUCGCAACACAAUCAGAAGUUGGCAACAAACCGUAUCUUCUUUCUUUACGCCUCACUGGCGGGAACCUUUGGCGCUCUCUCCGCUGUUGUUGGUAAACUCGCCGUUGCCGAGAGCAGCGGAGAGUCCAUUGCCGCACUGGCGACCCCAUUGCUCUCCGCUGUGGGCGUCCAUAUCGCCGGCGCACAGCUUUCCGGUGUGUUGCUCCUCGCAGUGCGGGGUCUUCUACUCGCCGUGAACGCCUUUUGCACAGCGCAGAUGUGGCGGUGGUACCUGAAGGCCCUCUCGUGUGGCCCCACAGCAGUCUGCCAGAUUAUCAACACAGGGACGAACUUCGCUGUGAGCGCCCUCUUUGGUCUCUUGGUGUUCCGAGAGGAGAUAACUGUGUCGUGGGCGGCGGGGGCCCUUCUUGUCGUUGUGGGGCUCGCAUUGGUUGUGACGGACGCGGAUGCCCCUGUGCGGUAG